AUGUCGACCAUGUCUCUUGACGAAGAAGCCCUCGAGGCAGUUGCCAAUGGUCGCUCGAUUGACUUAGAGAAAUGGGCUGGCAUAGUGGCGCCGCUUCUGGAAAGGCUCGAAUACAUCGUAUACAAUGUAUUCCCCAUGCCCAGGGUGCCGUCGGGCUCCCUCAACUCACAGCCUUUUUCGCGACCAUCGACCCAAAUAACCGAUGUUAAUUUUGUUCCACCAGAGAGCAGUAAUAAGGAGAACGCAGUUCCGGGAGACUCGCAGACCCCGCCUCGCGUCGAGGCACCCUCCUCACCCUCGACUGAGCGCGUAUCGGACUCGCAACCCCAGUCAUCUGCGCAGCAGGAAGACAACUCGUUACCACCUCCACUCGCAUUUCUUCUGACUUCCAUCCGCUCUUCGAUUCAAUCUUUCUUUGUGGAAAAACCACCACAUACGAUCCAGAGACUCGCGGAACUCAUUCUUCGGCCGACCGCUCAUUACAAAACACUACCCGCUUAUCUUCGCGCGGUCGACCGGGUUGUUUCUGUGACUAGCGGCGCCGAUAUCUUCCCAUUUAACACCCCUGCCAAUAGCGACCAGUCAAAUGGUCUCCUGCAUCCUUCAAACAGCGCUGGGACAUAUCUCACUGCCGAUUAUACCCUUGGCUUAGGUAGUGACGAGUCACUGGGUGGAGCUCUCUUGACCCCCAUUCCGUGGUUGAAUAACGCGACAUUUGAAGGUGGGGAUCUUACCGCCUUGGGAACAGAGGGUGGCCAGACCCAGGAAGCUGACCUAGCACCUACAACUGAGGGCGAAGAUGCAGUUAUAUCUGGCUCCGCACCUGCGGAAUCAGAUGAAGUUCCUCAUGCUCGUGGCCCAUCAGUCGUCGGCGUAGAGGAUAUGGGUCUCCAGGAUGGAAAGGGCGUUGAAAUGAACCUGGAACCUGAACAUGCGGUGACUGGUGGUGCUGAGGAAGCCAGAGCGGACCUUGGAUCUGGCUCAGCUGACAACGACGGUGAUAUUGUUCUUGGCGACACCAACAUCAAGGAGGAAUCCAAGACAGAAGAGACACAGGCAGAGAAGCCCGAGCCAGCAGGCGAUGCCGCACAGUCCUCUGAGGCUAAGGAGUGA
Molecule: messenger RNA, 1113 nt
Organism: Penicillium odoratum
Lineage: Eukaryota; Fungi; Ascomycota; Eurotiomycetes; Eurotiales; Aspergillaceae
Exons: 5
Coding region: 1-1113 (370 amino acids)
Biological process (GO): protein dephosphorylation
Cellular component (GO): protein phosphatase 4 complex; nucleus; cytoplasm
Molecular function (GO): protein phosphatase regulator activity
Source: RefSeq, a predicted model, not a curated record